This is a messenger RNA of Anolis sagrei ordinatus, 2907 nucleotides long. It is a transcript of the gene SUCLG2, whose product is annotated as succinate-CoA ligase GDP-forming subunit beta. Gene Ontology annotation, cellular component: succinate-CoA ligase complex; mitochondrion. Gene Ontology annotation, biological process: tricarboxylic acid cycle; succinyl-CoA metabolic process. Gene Ontology annotation, molecular function: ATP binding; succinate-CoA ligase (GDP-forming) activity. Lineage: Eukaryota; Metazoa; Chordata; Lepidosauria; Squamata; Anolidae. The record is from RefSeq and is a predicted model, not a curated record.
CCCCGCCCCCUCCGCUGCCCUCGCGUGGCCCGAUCAAGAUGGCGGCUCCCAUGGCGUGGCGGCGCGCUCCUUCCUUGCUGCUGUGUGGCCACAGACCGGCUGUUCAGCUAUCCCCCAGACGAUGGUUAAACCUGCAGGAAUAUCAGAGCAAGAAACUGAUGGCUGAUCAUGGGGUCACCGUUCAGAGAUUCUUCGUGGCUGACACUGCAAAUGAUGCUCUUGAGGCAGCUAAGAGACUUAAAGCUACAGAAAUUGUAUUGAAGGCUCAAAUUUUAGCUGGAGGGAGAGGAAAGGGUGUUUUUAGCAGUGGGCUGAAAGGAGGAGUGCAUCUGACGAAGGAUCCCAAAGAGGUUGGACAGCUUGCCGAUCAGAUGAUUGGAUACAAUCUCGUAACAAAGCAAACACCAAAAGAUGGCGUUAAAGUUAAAAAGGUUAUGGUGGCAGAGGCACUAAAUAUUUCCAGAGAAACCUAUUUUGCAAUAUUAAUGGAUCGAGCUUGCAAUGGACCUGUUCUGGUUGGCAGUCCGGCAGGUGGGGUUGACAUAGAAGAAGUGGCAGCUACAAGCCCAGAGCUCAUCUUCAAGGAAGAAAUAGAUAUUUUCCAAGGUGUAAAAGAUACACAAGCUCUACGGUUGGCAGAAAAUUUAGGAUUCAAGGGUCCUCUACAACAGCAGGCUGCAGAUCAAAUUAAGAAGCUGUACAAUCUUUUCUUGAAAAUUGAUGCCACUCAAGUAGAAGUGAAUCCCUUCGGCGAGACUCCAGAAGGACAGGUUGUGUGCUUUGAUGCCAAGAUAAACUUUGAUGACAAUGCAGAGUUCAGGCAAAAGGAGAUAUUUGCCAUGGAUGACAAAUCUGAAAAUGAGCCUAUUGAAAAUGAAGCUGCCCUCUAUGACUUGAAGUACAUAGGCCUGGAUGGGAACAUUGCCUGUUUUGUCAAUGGUGCUGGCCUUGCUAUGGCAACCUGUGAUAUAAUUUCCCUUAAUGGAGGAAAGCCUGCCAAUUUCCUGGAUCUUGGUGGAGGCGUGAAAGAAGCACAAGUGUAUCAAGCAUUUAAGUUGCUCACUGCAGAUCCCAAGGUUGAAGCCAUUCUGGUCAAUAUUUUUGGUGGAAUUGUCAACUGUGCCAUUAUAGCCAACGGCAUCACCAAAGCCUGCCGAGAACUUGAACUGAAAGUGCCUCUGGUGGUCAGACUUGAAGGGACAAAUGUCCAUGAAGCCCAGCGCAUUCUAAAUGAAAGCGGACUUCCAAUCACCUCUGCAAGUGACCUUGAAGACGCGGCCAAGAAAGCUGUGGCUAGUGUGGCAAAGAACUAAAGGCGCAGCUGAUGAAGAAACGUGUACAAUAGAUUACAUUCCUAAAAUUGCCUCAGAAUAUAUAUUUAGGAUCAUUUUAACCAGCCUAGGCCUGACCUCUUUGAAUAAUGAAUGAGAAAUCAUGAAAUGUAAAACAAAACAAAAAACUGGAAGCCACACUGAAUUCAUAAAAUCUGUAUUUGUCCCUCCUGUGCCACAAUUGUAAAUGUAAUGAAAAAUCACAAUUUAUUGCCAUUCAGGUAUAUGGUUUUGCACUGCAUCUUUGUUAGUGAAGACUAGCUUUGGUAAGACAUUUUGCUACUUCUUUAAUAAUUUUGGGGGGAUAAUAAUUAAUUGUUUGCUUUAAUUGGUAAUCCUCGCUAGAAUCCAAAGCCCAUCAGAGUGUACUCCAGUCACCAAAAGGGGUUUAGGACUUUGGUCUCUUGUUUGGGUUACCUUCCCUUCACACAUGGCAAAACACUUUUGAAAUAAGUAGAACUCCCCAAAGAUAUUUGUGAUAAGAUAUAGGGCCUUCUGUUUAUCUGAAAAAAAAAAGAAAUAAAAACUCCAGUCCGCCCAAAAGACUUCAGUACAAAGAAGAUCUCUGAAUUCCAACCAGUUUAUAUUGUUUUGUUUACUAAUUAUUCCAGUUAGAGCUAGAGAAAAUAGCACCUUUUUUCUAUGUCAUUUGAGCCAAUAAAUGGGAAAGCGAAUCUCCCUAACUUGUUUCACAACUGCCUUAAAAUUAAACGUGCUUUGAUACCCAGCGUAUACCUCACAUUAAAUGAAAAUUCAGAAGUGACCCUAUUUUGUAUCAUACCAUGAAUGCACUUCUUGUGAAUGUUUUUAAGCACUAGAAGUAGAAACACGACAUACCAGAAUGUCAUCAUGCAUGCAGUAUCUCUGAACAUAUCCGUCCAUUUAAUGUUGUGAUCUUCUACAAUGUCUGCCAUUCACAGCAUACGGGAGAAAUAUGGAAACUCUGUAAUGCUUAAGAAUGUAUGUGGGUACCCUGCCAACAUCAGUCAGGUCAGAGAUGUGUUCAAGAGUACGUUCCAUCAUCCCUGUAUGCUCCUUGGCUGGGGAUGAUGAGGUUUGCAGUACAACACAUCCAUUUAGACCAUAAGUGCCAAGAAAACUAAUAUUACUGAAAGUAAUGUGACAGAAAUAAACUAAAGCUGUCAUGAAAAAUAUCAGGGCAUGAUCCAGCCUCGGAAAAGCCCUUAUAAGUGAUAACCUGAAAGUAUUGAUCACAUGCUUAAUUCUCACUUUGAAUGGAAAAAAAGAAACUUAAAAGCACUUUGACUUACUCUGCCUUUGAUUUCUGGAAAAUAAUGCACACAUACGUUUCUGAACUGACUUCAUAACCACUUCACGGUACUUGUUUCAUCAUGGAAAGUAUUGUGUAAACCAAAUGUGGAAAUCCACUUUGCUUUAGAUGUCAAUUUUAUGGGUUAUUAUCUAAUCAAGAAAUAGGAUGUAAACAACAUUGUUCAACUGACAAGACACAGAUUUAUAUUCUGAUUUAUUUUGAUUAUAGUCAUUAAGAAAUAUGAAAACUUUGUAAUUUAAUAAAAAGUGAAACUUAUCUAAUAAAUUUAUCCGUUAAACAUCA